UCAUUCCCAUUUCGAGUGCAAGUCGUGAGCGGUCGUUUUCUCUCUCGCAUCAGCAAAGCAAAGGCAGAAACUUAACUCAAACUGUUGUGCGCGCAUGCGUCUCGUCUCAGAAAAACCUGCAAUCAGAAAUUCGAAUCGUGAAAAUCCUUUUCUGCCAUACCAAAAAGCCGGACAAAGCAAAGCGUUUCAAUUGCCUUCUGCCUAACUGAGCAGGGUGAAACCAUAAAGGAAAAUACAAAUUAAUUACCGCCCUGACCGUGAUUUGUUUACGUUUUUUUCUACAAUUUUUUUUUGCAUUGUGUGAGUGUGAGAAGUAAAAUUGCUGGCCAAAAUUCCAGAUUCCCAGAUAUUCGAAAUUCGAAUUGGCGAAGUGAAGGGUGUGACAGACGCACACACACGCACACGAACGCAUUAAAAAACACCGGCUAAAAGGUAGACGAAAAGGAGACGAGAGAGCGAGUGCUAAAUAGAAAACGCUAAAAACAGGAUAAUAACCAACAAACUAAUACUAUAAAACGAGCGACUAAGUGACAUCUCGCCGAGAAACAACAACAACAGCUUCGCCAGCGGCAGCAGAAACAACAACAGCAACUAGCGGCGGCAGAACGAAAGCAGCGCAGCAGCAGCGAAGAGCCAAAAAGAAGGAGCAGCAAAGAAACCGCAGAGUUCGCACCGUUCGUUUUUCCUCCAGAAGAGCCGGAAUCCGGAGACAGCCCCAAGAUUGCUCCCAUCAGCACCAUGAACGGCCAGGGCUGCGAGCUGGGCCACAGCAACGGGGACAUCAUCUCACAGAACCAACAGAAGGGCUGGUGGACCAUCGGGCUGAUCAAUGGCCAGCACAAGUACAUGACCGCCGAGACCUUCGGGUUCAAGCUCAACGCCAACGGCGCCAGUCUGAAGAAGAAGCAGCUGUGGACCCUCGAACCCUCGAACACCGGUGAAAGUAUUAUCUACUUACGAUCUCAUCUGAACAAGUACCUAUCGGUCGAUCAGUUUGGCAACGUGCUCUGCGAGAGCGAGGAACGGGACGCCGGCAGCCGCUUCCAGAUCAGCAUCAGCGAGGACGGCAGCGGCCGCUGGGCGCUGAAGAACGAGUCGCGCGGCUACUUCCUCGGCGGAACGCCGGACAAACUGGUGUGCACGGCCAAGACGCCCGGCGCCAGUGAGUUCUGGACGGUUCAUUUGGCGGCCAGGCCGCAGGUCAAUCUGCGCUCGAUCGGACGCAAGCGGUUCGCCCAUCUCUCCGAGUCGCAGGACGAGAUCCAUGUCGAUGCCAACAUUCCGUGGGGCGAGGACACGCUCUUCACCCUCGAAUUCCGGGCCGAGGAGGGCGGUCGCUAUGCUCUGCACACGUGCAACAACAAAUAUCUGAAUGCCAAUGGCAAGCUGCAGGUGGUGUGCAACGAGGAUUGCCUGUUCAGUGCCGAGUACCAUGGCGGCCACCUGGCGCUCCGUGAUCGCCAGGGCCAGUACUUGUCGCCCAUUGGAUCGAAGGCGGUGCUCAAGUCGCGCUCGUCGUCGGUGACGCGGGACGAGCUCUUCUCGCUGGAGGAUUCGCUGCCGCAGGCCUCCUUCAUUGCCGGCCUCAAUUUGCGCUACGUGAGCGUCAAGCAGGGCGUCGAUGUGACCGCCAACCAGGACGAGGUCGGCGAGAACGAGACGUUCCAGCUGGAGUACGAUUGGUCGGCGCACCGCUGGGCACUGCGCACCACCCAGGAUCGCUACUGGUGCCUCUCGGCGGGCGGCGGCAUCCAGGCCACUGGGAAUCGGCGCUGUGCCGACGCCCUCUUCGAACUGAUUUGGCACGGCGAUGGGUCGCUCUCGUUCCGGGCCAACAAUGGCAAGUUCCUGGCCACCAAGCGGUCAGGGCAUCUGUUCGCCACCUCCGAGUCCAUCGAGGAGAUAGCCAAGUUCUACUUCUACUUGAUCAAUCGACCCAUUCUCGUGCUGAAGUGCGAGCAGGGAUUCGUGGGCUACCGCACGCCCGGCAACCUGAAGCUGGAGUGCAACAAGGCCACCUACGAGACCAUCCUGGUGGAGCGGGCCCAGAAGGGACUGGUGCACCUGAAGGCGCACAGCGGCAAGUACUGGCGCAUCGAGGGCGAGAGCAUCUCGGUGGACGCCGAUGCGCCCAGCGAUGGGUUCUUCCUCGAGCUCCGCGAGCCGACCAGGAUCUGCAUAAGAUCGCAACAGGGCAAGUAUCUGGGCGCCACGAAGAACGGGGCGUUCAAGCUGCUGGAUGACGGCACCGACUCGGCCACCCAGUGGGAGUUCUAGGGCGGGACCACGCCCCCUUCCACGUCAUCAUCAGUAUCACAAUCACACACACACUUCCCAUCCGAGCGGGGAUUCCCUAAUAAUUAUCGAUCCGCAGCUGAAGCGCUGAGAAAAGUCGCACAAGAAUUUGAUAUCCUAAACAACAAUUGCAACUUGAAAAACAAAAAAAUACAUUAUGAAAAUACAGAGAGGAGACAAGAAAACUCGAGUGAAUGGAAUAUGAAGAAAAUACUUAUAUAUUUAUAUAUAAAGAUCUAUACAUAGAGAGAGAUUUUUUUUAAACAACCUAUUUAGCUUUUUAUACGUUUUAUACGAUGAGAAUAUCUACAAAACGAGAACAACAAAUUUUUUAGCGUAGACAAACAAAACUUCUGUCGCGAGUCCUUCCGUUUUAUCAAAUAUAUCAGCAACUAAGCCAGCAAAAAAGAAAUGAAAGACAUAAUGGUUAUACAAGCACAUCAUAUAUACACCUAUAUAUACAUAUUCGAUUCGUAAAGCUUAACGGAAAUACAACCGGAAACAAAAAAAAAAAAAGAAAAGAA
Messenger RNA from Drosophila ficusphila, 2819 nucleotides. RefSeq names its product protein singed (gene singed). Gene Ontology annotation, biological process: actin filament bundle assembly; cell migration; establishment or maintenance of cell polarity. Bases 739 to 2277 code for a protein of 512 amino acids. Gene Ontology annotation, cellular component: actin cytoskeleton; cytoplasm. Lineage: Eukaryota; Metazoa; Arthropoda; Insecta; Diptera; Drosophilidae. The record is from RefSeq and is a predicted model, not a curated record. Gene Ontology annotation, molecular function: actin filament binding; protein-macromolecule adaptor activity. The transcript is spliced from 6 exons.